AGCUGAAGCGCAUCUUUUUCAGCGAGCACUGACUUGGGAUGAGCAAUCUUCAUCCCAUGUUUCAAAUAGAUUUCAUCCUCAUCUUUUGAACCUUUAAUAUUUUGAGCAGGUAUUUAAUCAAAAUGUGACGUGCUCACCAAAGAGGAUGAUAAAUUGAAGAAUUUUUAGAAAAUCUUUGACUUUAUUCUUUGUGGCACUUAUUAACUUUUUUAAAAAAAAUCUCAAAUUUAUUUAUUUGGAGAUUUUAAUUGAAUAUUAUUCAUUAUUGUGCAUUAAACAACUUCACAAUAAUGCACAAAAAAUUUCUGACUAAAAAUUAUCGGUCAAUAUAUGCAUCAUUAUCUGACGAAAAUGUUUUAAAUUGCAAAACUUUUCGAACUUACAUUAAGUAGAAUAAAAGUGUGAAAUCUUUACAGCUGUUUAAGAAUCUUUUUAAAUAAAAAACAUUUUUCAUGAAAGUUUUUAAAAAUGAAAACAACAAUUUUAAAUAAAGUGAAUGAAACUUUUUUGGUGAACUUUAAAAGAAAUUAUUGACAAACAGUAAUAAAAUGCUGUCUUUAAAUUUACAAAUUAUAUUAUUGUUUAAGACUUUUUCAUGUAAAAAUAAUAGGAGGCGUGCACCCUUUUUAAAUCAUGGAAUGUACUUUUGAAAAUAAUAAUGAAAGGAAUAAAGCUACGUUCACGAAGCUUCAUUAUUUAUUCCAUGUCGUUCUUCAUACUGUUUAGUUUUUCUAAAUUUCAAAUGUCACCUUGGAGUUUAGAAAAAUGUUUGUUUUUGAUACAAAUUGUACUAUUUUGUAGUACAACCGGAGUUACAAUUGAUGUAACUCCUUUACCACAGGACCCAUGUCCAAGAAGUUGCGUUUGUUCGGGAAAUCCUGAUGCAAUUCGUGUUGACUGUUCUAACGUGAACUUUACAGAAGUACCACAAGACAUUGGGAUCAUGACAUCGAUAUUAGAUCUGAGUUGGAACAAUAUCCAUGAUUUAAGCAAUGAAAAAUUCAGCCAUCUUUCUCGUUUACAAGAAUUAAAUCUAGGAAAUAAUCUACUAGAAACCAUUCCAGAAACAGCAUUCCUAAAAUUAACUACGCUUCGCACUCUAAAUCUACAAAAUAAUAAAUUCGAAAGCAUUCCAUCUGCAUCAUUCAAGCCCUUAGUAAACUUAGAAAAUUUAUACUUCAGUUACAAUCACAUUUCAUAUGUUUCCAAUCAAUCCUUUGCAUUUCUUCCCCGUUUAAUUAAAUUAGAAUUAGAUGGAAACAACUUUAUGGAAGUACCAGUUGCGGCAUUCCUCCUUCUCAACAAGCUUAUUACUUUAAACUUGGCAUCCAAUGACAUCAGAAGUAUCCCAAAUUAUGCCUUUCAAAAUAUGAACAAACUAACUAAUUUAUAUUUACAAAACAACUUUAUAGAGUACGUGGGUCCAAAUGCUUUUGACGGCCUUAACUCUUUGAAGUGUCUAGAAAUCAAUGGAAACGAACUAUUAGAGCUACCUCUAGCCAUCUCUAGUCUCUCUAAUCUCAAAGAACUAACUUUCUCGAACAAUAAGAUCAAAUAUUUGUCAAAGUCAAGUUUUCAAGCUAAUCAUCAACUAACAUCAUUAGAAUUCUCUGGAAAUCCUCUUGAAUCAUUCGAAAAAAGCACAUUUUCGCAGUUACCACGUCUGAAAAAGUUGACGUUAUCAGAAGUGAAGUAUCUUGAAGAUUUUCCAGACAUCAUGGGAACAACUUCAUUGCAACAUUUAAGAAUUGAUAGGUCAAAUUUAAAUACUGUGCCUCCUGAAUUUUGCACCAUUGUACCCUCCUUAAGAAGCUUAAAUUUGAAGUCAAAUAAACUGGCAGAAAUACCUGUGCUUCAUGAGUGCAAAGAGCUACGACUAAUAGAUCUAAGCUACAACAAUAUCAUAGCUGUAGAAGAAAACACAUUUACAAACCAGAAGAACCUAAUCGAUCUUUUUCUGAGUCAUAAUUUGAUUUCAGAAAUAUUAAUGAAUAGUUUUGAAGGCCUUACAAACCUACAAGUUCUAGAUUUAGAAAGCAAUGAAAUAGAGAAAAUCCAUCCUGAAGCUUUCACUUACUUUAAGGAUCUCAGAGAUUUAAACCUUGGUGCCAAUAAAUUUCCUAAGCUUCCUACAAAAGGACUACAAAAUUUGAGACAACUGAAAACCUUUAACAAUCGAGAACUUAAAGAAUUUCCACCAGUUCAAACCUUUCCUCGCAUAAACACUUUAGCUCUAUCAUAUGCUUAUCACUGCUGUGCGUUCAUAGCAUCAUCAAGUCACACAAGCACUUCGCCAAGACCUACAACCACUUUACAAGAAACUAUAGUUUGGCUUUCAAAAGAUGAUGUUGAUAUGGCAUCAUGGAAUUCCAACAUCAGUGAUAUAUGGCCUGGAUCAGGUAAUUUUUCAACCAAAUUUGAAGAAUUUGCAAAUCAGCUUUGGAAAACAUUUGGAAGAGACUACACCAUACCUGACAAUUUAGCACAAUAUGCAGAAGAAUAUUUUGAAGAUUACAAAUCUGCUUUAAACAAUGAAGAAAAUCUUCUAGCUAAAUUCGCUCUGCAAUGUUUACCUGAACCAGGUCCUUUUAUGCCAUGUGAAGAUCUAUUUGGACUGUGGAGUCUCAGAUGUGGAAUUUGGGUAGUGUUUUUGCUAGCUCUGCUCGGUAAUGGAAUCGUUGUGAUUGUUCUUAUAGUCGGGCGAAGCAAGAUGGACGUUCCACGCUUUUUGGUGUGCAACUUGGCCAUGGCAGAUUUCUUUAUGGGCGUUUAUUUGGGGAUGUUGGCUGUUGUCGAUGCUUCAACCCUAGGAGAGUUCAAGGUAUCUGCAAUAAAAUGGCAAACCUCCAUUGGUUGUCAAGUUGCUGGAUUCCUUGGAGUUUUAAGUACCGAGCUGUCAGUGUUUACACUCUCUGUUAUUACACUUGAAAGGAAUUAUGCUAUCACCCAUGCCAUGCACUUGAACAAAAGAUUAUCUCUCCGUCAUGCAGGCUACAUAAUGUUUAUUGGUUGGUCAUUUGCUGGUGCCAUGGCAGCAUUGCCAUUAUUUGGUGUCAGUGACUAUAGAAAGUUUGCCAUUUGCCUUCCCUUUGAAACUGAAGAUGUUUGGUCAUUGACUUAUGUUGUGUUCCUUAUUUUGAUUAAUGGAGUAGCCUUUUUAAUCCUCAUGGGUUGUUAUUUAAAAAUGUACUGUGCCAUUAGGGGCUCUCAAGCCUGGAACUCAAAUGACUCUCGAAUUGCGAGAAGAAUGGCUCUACUGGUAUUCACUGACUUCAUAUGUUGGGCUCCAAUUGCUUUUUUUAGCUUGACUGCUGUAUGUGGAAUACAACUUAUAUCAUUGGAGGAAGCAAAGGUCUUCGCAAUAUUUGUACUACCACUAAACAGCUGCGCCAAUCCUUUCCUUUAUGCAAUUUUUACAAAACAGUUUAAGAAAGACUGUGUUCACAUAUGCAAGCGAAUAGAAGAAUCAAGAGUUACCAGAGGAAUAGGCAGAGGAAGACAUAGUUCUAAUUUCUCAAAUAGACAUACACCCAUCACAACUAACUCUGCUGAAGCUGCAGCGAAUGCUGGAAGUAAUAGUGAUCCAAAUAAAGGUGGAAACUAUUCAACUGAAACUUGUCAGUGCAGCAAAACUUCAUGGAGCAGCAGCAAAGAUACAUCCCAUAGAGGUUGGAAAGAAUGGGCCCGAAAGUAUUUUUUGUGUAAGCAGAAAGAUGUAGACAGAAAUGAGAGAGAUGGUUUUACAUAUGCUAUAGCUCAAAUUCAAAAGAACUUAGAAAAACGAAGCAAGCAUAUAACUAGCAUCACAAGUGAAAAUUUUUCCUCUCGUUCAGAUAGUUGGAGACAAAGUACUAAUACAGGUACUAUACCAAUGCGCUUAUUUGAUCAAGAUAGUAAACAAGGAUCUUGGUCUCUUCAAAGAAAGGCUUCAGAAGAUUCAAAUAUUUCAUACAGUCGUCAGGAUUCAUCCACCUCAACAUUUCACAUGUCCCGUUCAAGCUUUAGCAGUGACAGUUCUACCCAGCCACGUGCCUCUAGACCAUUGUUAAACAGUGCAAUAAUGAGCAAUAGGGAAUCACUGCGAAAGAGUCGAGAAAACAAGCCUAAACUCUGCAGACAAGGAGCAGUAAGUGAGGAGAAGUCACAGACUCAUAACAGACAAGAAUUAGUUAGAUGUUUGACAGAGAAAAACAUCGAUACUUUGUGUCCAAAAUGUGCAAGAGAACAACAAAAAGAUAAAGCACUGAAUGAAAGGCUUGCCUGCUUUUAUAAUAAGUUAGCAGACAGUAGUUAUGCUGAAAAUGAGACAAGCUCUUCCAAAGAUGAUGAGUUGAUAUUAUCGAAUGAAUGUUCACCCUCUGAAGAAAAAACAUUGUUUGAUUUUUCUUUACAAGAAGUUAAAACAUUUGCAGCAACUCAAAGACCACAUAUUGAAGUUAAUCCAAUGGAAGAGAAGAAGACUGACAAUUUUGUUGAAAUUGAACAACCAGAAAAUUUUCAAUAUGUCCCAAAAUCCAAACUUCAAGUUGAUACCAAAGAAGGAGAUACAGAAAAAUGUAAAAGUUUGAUUGAUAUUAGUAUUAAAUUAAAUGUGGAGGGAGCAAAAAAAUCUUCCUCUGACAAUUCACUUAAAAAACUAUCUUUAAGUGGUUUACCAGUUGCAUUCAAGUCUUUACCUAGUCAUGAAAUAGAUUAUGCAGAUGUAAGCAGCUCGUCAAAAACAAGAACAAGUACUUUACGUUCAUCUAUCAGUGAAAUUAUUGUUCAAGAACCUGAAGAAGAAAACUAUCAGACUCUGAUAUCACAAAUUAAUACCUUUACAAACAAAAAUAUAAGUGAAAGUAAAAACAGCCAGCAUUGGAAUUUUCUUGAACCUGCAAAAAAAGAUGAAAAGGACAUAAAAAUAUCUACUUCUUCCCCAAAUAUCACAACAAAAUGUCAUGAAACAGCUCCUCUUCUUAAUGGAUGAUGUGCAUGUGCUCCAUAUCGUAUGAGUACUGUCUAGCUAGUCCUUUAAUACAUUUUUAAGUUCCUGGAGACAAUUUAUUUAUCAAUGUAUUAUUUUGAAACAAAUUUGUAAACACUCUGUAUCAAAAACUGAAUUACAGUUACCUUUAAAACAUUCACAACGUAGAGUUUUUGAAAAACUAGAUCAAAUAAAAGUGUACACACAGUUGAUUCUAAGUUUGUAAAUAUUCUUUAAACCUUAAUCUUAAGAUUUAAAAUUAUCCUGCCCCAAAAAGUUUUAUAUUAAUGAACAAAAGAAACUUUUAGAAAUAAACUCUUGCAAAACCUGAAUAGUGAGUUUAUUUUUGGAGAAUAUAAAUACCUUAAAAUUGACGUAAUUAAAAAGAGGCCAAGCAUGAAAUUUCUUCAAUUUUCUAUUGUUAGAAAAAUUUAGGUAAUUCAAAAUUGCAUGCCUAUUAUUUUUCAAAAUAUGGCAACAAUUUUGAUUAACAAGAUUUUUCAGUGUAAUUAAAAAUUUUGUUCCCAUGCAGUACAGUUCCAUAUCCACAGUAAUUUUUUUCAGAUGUGAAAUUUAAUUAAGUAUGAAUUAGACUGGACCUUUCACCAAAGCAUGAAAAUGAAAGAGUUUCCAAGUGGUACUCUACAAAACAUGACCAUUUAAAAAAUAAUAUUAAGAUCGCCAUUAUAGAAAAUUCUAUCCGAGUUAAAACUUACUUCAAAAUGUUAAACAAAAUGGGAAAGUUAAGAAUAAUGUUACUUCAUAGAUAAACUUUAAAAAAAACAUUAGAAUUUAUUCCCAGGCAAAAAAUACAAACUUCAAUACAUUUACUAAUCAAAAUUGAUAACAGAGAGUUUACAAAUUUAGAAAAAUUCAUGUCAAUUAAAUCCUUUAAAGUGUGUGCCAAAUUCAGAUGUUACAUUAAUGAAGUGUAUGAUAUUAUGCUUAUAUUUUUUAACUACAAUAUAACGGUCAUCAUAAUUUUUACAUAAUAACAAAAUAAUUCAAUAAGACUUAUUGUCUGCUUUAGUCUUUUGCAACUACUUUCACUGUUCAAAACAAAUUUUAUCUGUUUCUCUCACAUAUAUUUCCCUUAAAUACAUAUGUAUUGAAAUUUAGAGAUAAAUAACAUCAUUUUUUUUAAAAAAAUAUCAGUUUCAGACAUUGCAGUAGAAGAAUAGUAAAACUACACACAUAUGCAACAGUAUGUUAUUCAUUAAAUUGGGUGACUUAAUAGAUUUUUCUUAUUAUAAUUGUUUAUUUAUUCUUAUUAUUAUUCUGAUAUUUCAAAAUCAGCUUCAUAUAUUUUAAUUUCUAUACAAUUAACUUUCAGGCCCAUAAAGCUGUAGUACAGUCGGCAAAAAAAUUAUACCAAUUAUAAAAUCUUCAUAGAACAUUCAGUUUAUCAAAAACUGCAAAUUUUAGAUACAUUUUCAAGCUCGUUAAUUAGACAUUUCGACUUCUGUUGAAUUUUAAAAAGGAAGCAAGUUACCAUAAAAAAAUUUACCAUUAAAUAAUGCAACUGAAAAACUGUUUAAAUUUAAAAAAUAAAUAAAUAUUGCCAAAAAAUAGAAGUUAGACUUCUCUGUUGAUUUUUAAUUGAAAUUGGAAGUAUUUUGUAAUUUUAAUGAAACACAAGACAUUGACAAAAAGUUAAAACAUGUUAACAUAGUUAAACUUAACAUGAAACUUACCUCUUGAAAUCAACAAAUGUUGAAACCAACUCUAAUGUUCAUUAAAACCACCAAAACCAUCUUUGAGUUGGGAAACUUCAAAAACCUGGAAAACAUGAUAAACUUAUAAUUAAAUCUGUUUUUAAUGAUAUUUGUCAAAAUAUUUUUCAUUUACAAUAAUAGUCAUUGUGAGAUAAAAAGUUUUUUAAAAUACUUUUUUUCAUAACAACUGAAUUCUACUUUAUACAAAAAAAAUACAUUUCUCUUACAUUUGCUUCUUAAUAUAGCUAAAUCAAAUUACCUCUUAUUGUUACAUAAUCUUGGAUUGUUUCUCAAAGUAGCAAAAAACAAAAUGAAAUUUCAAGGAAGCAAUCAAUUGCAAUCAGAAAUUUUUUCAGCAUUUAAAAGUCUACAGAAUUAAAUUGUAGAAAGAUUUAAAAUUUUUCUUAAGUUAAAAAAAUUUUAAUUUUUCCUUGAUAAUUUUCAGAGCUGCAUAAUUUUUUUACACAUCGUAUUUAUUAGUAAAUAAAAUAAUCCCUUUCACACCACAUUUCUAGCAUACUAUUGAGUCCAUACAAGUAAGUUUUUACUAAGCGAACACGUUUUAAAACUGAUAUUAAAGAAAAAACAUUUUUAAACCCCUAAGAUUAAACAGGGUUAAUGGAACAAAUAUUUAUUUUGAAUAUUUAAAACACUUAGUAUUUCAACUCUAAAAGAUGCUGAAUAAAAAGAAAUUUUUCACAAAUAUUAAAUCUUAUGAUGCAAAGUUGACGGCAAAUGUAGUUAAGCACAUUAAAAUAAAUAAUCACUGAUUGCAAAUAUAGAAAACAUAUUUAUAAAAGUACAGUAAUGAAACUGAGGAACUACUUAGGUUAAUUUUCCAUAAAUUUUAGUGUGAUGUUGGAAAAACUGUCUGGUUCUUUUCUAUACUUUUAGGGCAUAACUCAAUAACCUCCUUAAAAAAGAGCAAUUUUACUACUAUUGAUCAUUAGGUUUAAAACUGUAUGAUUGAUUACGAAAAACACACAGUACAAAAUUAAUUUUAAAAUAAACACUGUAACUAAAUACUGUGUCAAUAACUUAUUUUAGUUAUUUUUAAAUACUAACAUUGAUCUUAAUACGAGGGCUGUUUUUUAUGCAAGAGGCAUUUGAAAAUAAAACCAAAUGAAAGAAAGUUUUUAAGAAGCAAAUUUUUUUUUAUUCUACAUACGUUUCUUUUUUCAAAAUAAUUACAAAGUUUGCUAAAACACUUAUAUCUUACACUUGCCAGCUGCCGCGAAAAUGAUGUUUGAAACACUGGAAAAGGUGAAAAUCACUUAGCGCAAGGUCUGGGCUGUGUUGAGGGGUGGUCCAAAACUUUCCAGCCAAAAGAGUUCAAUAAAGCUCAGGACUGAGCUGUGGAGAGAGUCAUUGUCAUGGAGUAGCAAAAUUUUCUGUCAGCAUGCCAGUAGGAAGCUUCAUAAACUUUACAAAUCUGCCGGUAAAUGCAUUUUUGCAGACUAAAAACACAACACUGACUGUACCUUAUACGCAAAGGGGCAAUUUGUUAAACUUGAACAUUUUAAUGACACAGAACUAACUAUAUGGGUUACUUAUUACUGAGCACAGUUGCUUCCAAGGAAUGCCAGGACAUGACGCAUGUGUUACCUAUUAGUGUACACAACAAAAUGGUCCUUACUUUAGAAAACAGCCCUUGUAGAUUUGAUCUUAUUUUAGUUAUUUUUAAAUACUAACAUUGAUCUAAAUAGACAUGAGUCUAUUAAUUCAUAACAUAAUAUGUAUAUAAGAAUAUAAACUGUUUUCUAACUAUAGCAAGUUAAUAACUAUAAAUUAUAUAAAAUUCUAUGACCAAGUUUAAUAAUUCAGAAACUGUGUAGUAAUUAUUAUUUAUAAACAUACUUUUUUUUAAAUUCACACUUGUAUAUAGAAGAAAAAAAUUGUGAAUGGUGCAAGUUUAUUAGUUUGUUUUAAAACGCUCUACUUGUCAAGUAAAAUGUCUAGUUUGUGUUUAAUAUUUAUUCUGAAACAUCUAUUAUGUUUUGCAUUUAUUUUUACCUUCCAUGUCUGUGAAAAAAUAUUUAUUGCAACAUUUCAACAGUACAUUUGAAAAAUUUGUUUGAAUAUAAUAUUUGCAAAUAAGAUAUCUGUGAUAUAUGUUAAAUGUGUUUGUUUUGUUACUUGAGUCAUUUUGAACAGAUGCAUGUAUUAGGUCAAAAAGUGAAGAAAAAAAAACAUUAAAUUUAAUCACUUUUUUA
This is a messenger RNA of Parasteatoda tepidariorum (common house spider), 8894 nucleotides long. RefSeq lists its product as uncharacterized. Gene Ontology annotation, cellular component: plasma membrane. Gene Ontology annotation, molecular function: protein-hormone receptor activity; G protein-coupled peptide receptor activity; protein binding. NCBI's taxonomy places the organism in Eukaryota, Metazoa, Arthropoda, Arachnida, Araneae, Theridiidae. The record is from RefSeq and is a predicted model, not a curated record. Gene Ontology annotation, biological process: hormone-mediated signaling pathway; activation of adenylate cyclase activity; adenylate cyclase-activating G protein-coupled receptor signaling pathway.